AUGAGGUCUGAUUCGUUAUCAGCAACAUUCAUACAUUUUCUUUGUAAAACUUUAAGGGCAUUUGAGCCUGUGUAUCCAGAUAAUCUGUGCAUCGAUCUGAAGACAUUUUGCAAUGCCUUUCCUUUCCACAUUGUGUUUGAUGAAGAACUCCAGGUCAGACAGGCAGGGGUGACUAUUCAGAGAAUUGUGCCAGGGUUACAGAGCAGGUGCGGCCAGCUGGAUCAAUAUUUCAACAUCCAGCAUCCACAGGUGACUUUCAACAUCUGCAGCAUCCGCAAGUUCAUUAAUAGCCAUUUUGUUUUGCGGACACGAAGAGACAGAAUGCCUAUGGCUUGGAGAGAGAGACCCAUGCUAGAACUGAGAGGACAAAUGUUAUGGAUGACUCCAUUGCGUUGCAUGCUUUACCUAGCAUCACCAUUACUUCGCAGCUUGCAGGAGCUGGAGGAGCACUCCAUGCACCUCUCCGAUAUUGCUCCACAUGACGCUACACGUGACCUGAUCCUGCUCAACCAGCAGCGACUGGCAGAGAUGGAGCUCUCCAACCAGCUAGAACGAAAAAAGGAAGAGCUUCAUCAGCUCUCAAAACACCUUGAGGAGGAAAAGCAGAAGACGGAGAAUCUACUGUAUGCCAUGCUGCCCAAACACGUGGCCAACCAGCUGAAAGAGGGCAAGAGAGUAGAGGCAGGUGAAUUUGAAGAGUGUACCGUCCUCUUCAGCGAUGUGGUGACCUUCACCAACAUCUGCUCUGAGUGUGAACCCAUCCAGAUUGUUUCCAUGCUCAAUUCCAUGUAUCUGAAGUUUGACCGUCUUACCACUAUACACAAUGUUUACAAGGUUGAGACAAUUGGAGAUGCUUACAUGGUUGUCGGUGGCGUGCCCAUCCCAAUGUCAAGUCAGACUGAGCGUGUGGCCAACUUUGCCCUAGGCAUGAUCAUAGCUGCAAAAGAGGUCACUAACCCUGUGACUGGUGGCCCUAUACAGAUUCGAGUGGGCUUGCACAGUGGACCGGUCUUGGCAGGGGUGGUUGGUGAGAAGAUGCCUCGGUAUUGUUUGUUUGGAGACACAGUUAAUACGGCCUCCCGAAUGGAGAGUCAUGGACUGCCUGACAAAAUCCACCUCAGUCCCAGUGUUUAUCAUGCUCUAAGAAAUAAAGGCUAUCAGAUGGAGGAGCGUGGAGAGAUAGAGGUAAAAGGUAAAGGAAGAAUGCGCACCUACUUCCUGCAGAGGAACCUAAAAGUCACAGAGAGUGAGAUCAUGGGGCUUUUGGUGCCCAACGCUGACUCAGACAGGAAGAUGAAUCAUUCUACACAAGCUUCACAGCUUCUUCACUAUAGCCCAUCAUUAAAAGCUACCCAGAGACUGCAGAAAGGAGACAGUUUUCCAAUGGUACCAAUGAAAUAUGGAGAUAGUCCAACAGAGAGCAAACCUCCCACACAAUUUACUGAACCUCAGCACAGCACUAUAACAGGUAAGCCACGAGAUUCGGAGAGUUACGGCAGUCUUUACAGUGAGGAUGAGCCUUCUGAGCUCACAAAGGACGGCACACACAACAAGACAGAGAAUAAGAAACCUUCAGCUGAUAAACGCAGCAAACAUGUUCACACUAGGUUCUGCUUGUUAUUCUGACCUGUUUCUUAAACCCAGAUGUAUCCAAUAUGUUACACUGUAACUCUAAAGAGUUUAAUAUAAUGACCUAUGCUGUUAAUAUGGAAAUUGUAAGUCAGAGACAAGUUAAUGGUCAUGUACUAAAUUAUUAUUGAAGUGUUUUCUACACCUCAAAUAGUCUAUGAGAUAAAUAUUUCUGUUUUUAGCAUUUAGGUUUGACUAUUUUCUCUUUAUUAAUUUCACAAAUGAGUGGCUUUGUUUUACCUUUGGGUUAAACAUGGAAGUGAUACCUAAAAGAAAUGUCAACCCCUGAGCAAUAAUUGAUUUCAGGAGUG
Cyprinus carpio (common carp) is the source of this 1940-nucleotide messenger RNA. Its product is annotated as guanylate cyclase soluble subunit beta-2-like. The transcript is spliced from 10 exons. Lineage: Eukaryota; Metazoa; Chordata; Actinopteri; Cypriniformes; Cyprinidae. The record is from RefSeq and is a predicted model, not a curated record. The coding region runs from base 1 to 1626 and encodes 541 amino acids.